Messenger RNA from Anopheles nili, 1733 nucleotides. RefSeq names its product probable cytochrome P450 4aa1 (gene Cyp4aa1). The record is from RefSeq and is a predicted model, not a curated record. The coding region runs from base 52 to 1548 and encodes 498 amino acids. Gene Ontology annotation, molecular function: oxidoreductase activity, acting on paired donors, with incorporation or reduction of molecular oxygen; heme binding; monooxygenase activity. NCBI's taxonomy places the organism in Eukaryota, Metazoa, Arthropoda, Insecta, Diptera, Culicidae. The transcript has 8 exons.
CUGUAGUGUAACUAACAAAGCAGGCCAAAGGCGUGCAGAAACGCGACCAGCAUGACAUUUCUUCAAGCGCUCGAAAAAUCCUCAGCGGUGGAACUUUACACGUACAUUACCCUGUUGUUGAUAUGUGUUCUACUCUACAUCUUCUCGGAUUAUCUGAAAAUAUGCACGCUUGCGUUCCGGCUACCGGGUCCAACCGCAUACCCUGUCAUCGGAAAUUGCUUGGAAAUUGCCAAAAAAGAUCUGAUCUCACGAGAGAUGUCAGAAGCUUACAAAAACUAUGGCCCGUUGGCGCGCGUUUGGAUAUUCGUCUUCCCGAUGUUCGUGGUGUUCGAUCCAAACGACCUCAAGGUGAUCCUGUCCUCGAAGAAGCACACCAACAAGUCUAUGUUUUACAAGCUACUCCACAAUUUUCUCGGUCGGGGGCUUAUCACCAGCAGCGGACACAAAUGGAGCUCGCAUCGCAAACUGAUUCAGCCGUCCUUCAGUAUUGCGAUUCUCGAGAAGUUCAUAGAUACAUUUACUGAUAGCGCAUCGUCGCUCGUUGACAAACUCCCCAAGGAGGAAACCAUCCUUAAUGUCACCGAAUAUGUGAACAACUGUGUGCUCGACAUUCUCAAUGAGGCCGUUCUGGGAGUUCCGGUGAAGGCAGUGGACAAAAAGGAGAUGGAGAAAUCGCCUUUCAGGCAAGGCAAAGUCGUCGCCCCGUAUCGCAUCACACAUCCCUGGCUUCUGUUUAACUCCAUCUACAAGCUCACCGAUGCAGCAACGGCCGAAUUGAACCAAAAGAAGCAAUUGGAUGAUUUUUCAAGAAAUAUGAUACGUCGACGACGCGAAAUAUUGAAAACGCUCUCGGCUACGGAUAGACGCUGUCUACUGGAUUUCAUGAUCGAAAUCUCGAACGAAAACCCCGAAUUCACGGAGGACGACAUCAUCGAUGAAGCAUGCACAUUCAUGUUAGCGGGUCAAGAUUCGGUCGGUGCCGCCAUCGCCUUUACGUUGUUCCUGCUCGCGCGUCAUCAAGACCAUCAAGCCCGGUGCUAUGAAGAGAUCCAACGGCAUAUCGGUCUCGACAACUCGAAGAUGCCCACGGCCGAGAGUAUCCGCGAACUGCGCCAUCUCGAGGCGUGCAUCAAAGAGAGCCUCCGUCUUUAUCCAAGCGUACCGCUGAUGGCACGCAAAAUCGGCGAAGAUGUACGAGUGGACAAGUACAACCUCCCAGCCGGUACGGAGAUCCUUAUUCUGCCGUACGCCACCCACCGGCUCGAACACAUUUAUCCCGACCCGGAACGGUUUGAUCCGGAACGGUUCGGGGACGGUGCACCACACCAGAACCCGUACGCCUUCCUUCCGUUCAGUGCGGGACCACGAAACUGCAUUGGGUACAAAUUUGCGUACAUCGAAAUGAAGACGGUUAUCUCGCGGGUGUUGCAAAAUUUCCACCUAACACCAGCACCGGGCAAGGAGCAGGUAGAGCCCAUCUUCCGCAUGACCUUGCGAGCAAAGGGUGGCCUGUGGGUGAAACUGACACCAAGAAAUCCGGUCGCAUAGUCGCGACAUAGCGGGUGUACUCCGGCUAGUGUGUAAAAGUAACGUUACUGGUAAGGGAUACAAAUAAAUUAUGUGACCUUAGUAUUACGAGCGAGAGCAGCAUUUUCUUUCGUCUCAGGGAAACAACCCACGAAUGGUUCGUUGUGGGUCCUAGAAGGUAUCCAAAGCUACAUUUUGAACUUUAU